AUGCAUUGCUUUGCACUUCGCAUGCGUCGUAUCCAACUAUCUACUUCCGUAAACAAAAGAAUUUCAGCAUGCGGGAAUUUACAAGAAGCCGACAAUUCCUAAAUCCCGAUGAAGAUUUUGUUUUGCACGGACAGAGAGCUUCAUACAGUGAAAAACCCUUAGGUUUGAGGAACUCUCGAUUGACAAACACAACUUCACGAUUAAGUCAACACAUAUUAGAUCAGGAGGAUAAUUACCGUGACAGAAGAUAUGCGGAGUCACUUGGAGAUCUUGCCAAAAGCUUGGAAAAUACUAGCAAAAAUGUAGACAAUACAUUGAGAAGAAGUGUAACAUUUUCUGGUCAUCACUUGCCAUACAGUUUGAGACACAAAACUCCUUUAGAAGAAGAAUAUGACAAAAUUCGUGAUCGGAAGUUAUUCACAGAAUCUUUUGGGGGUCUUCCUGUUGAUGAUGGUAAGGAAUUGUGGUAUACAAAACCUGUUCACUUAAACCGUCAGGAAUAUUUCUUAUCGCCACGACAUGGAGCAUCAUCAAGAUCAAGGUCACCUCAUAAGAACAGUGGCACAAUAGGUGCUGCCCUUGCUCUUCAAGAUUCAAGUCGGGUUAAUUAUGAUGAAAGAAAUUUGUCAUUGUCAUCUAAGGAUUCAAUGGGACUUAAAUUUUUUCCAGUGACAUUACAGGCCUCCUAUGAACUUAGUGAUUUAGACAGGAAGUUGGAAGAACUUGAAAACAAGCCACGACCUAGAACAGCGAAUUCAUAUGUAAAGACUAGCUAUGAGCCAGAUAGUGUCAACUCUAUGUACCUAUUGGGUUCAGAGGCUCCUGUAACACGCAAGUCAUCACCAUUAUACACAUCUCCAUAUGUAUCUGACUUGUCAUCACUAAGAAUGGAGAGACUACGCAUUGAGGAAGAUAGAUACUUAGAACUUAAAAGGCUACAAGAAUUGGAGAGACUAAGGGGACCACAUAAAAAAUGGUAUGAGUCAACCGGACCAGAUUUCCAUUAUGAAUCUCAUAAAAACACAGAGAUGAUUAAAAGUGAGAAACAUUUUGACAAAUUACUACAAUACAAAGAAGAUUUAAACAGAUCAUCGGCAGAUUGUAGAAAGUCUUAUGAGGCUAUUUGUGUAUGACGUAUGAUUUUAAGUUAGUGUUUAUAGAAAAUAUAUGGCAGUUAGUGUAGUGACACAGAUUGCAUGUAGAGAAAACACCAUUAUGUAAUGGCUUUCUUUGUAUUUCGUAUUUUCAGAGUAAUUGAUAGCUUUUUUUUUCUUUUUUAUAUAUAGAAUAUUUACAUAGUAAAAAGAUGUUAACUAUCACAUUGUAAAGUCAGCAGAAUUUUAACUGACAUACAUGUACAUGUUUGGAUAAACAGGGUUGCCUUUGAAACUGAAACAAUGAAGAAUCCCUGAUACAUAUAGAUUCUACCACUGCAUCGAGUGUGAUACAAUAUUUAUCCACUCGAGACAGUUAAAUUUUCAAAUUUAAAACGCGAGGCUAGGGGGAGGGUUUGGAUCCCGCUAACAUGUUUAACCCUGCCACAUUCUGUAUGUAUGUGCCUGUCCCAAGUCAGGAGAUUGUAAUUUUAUAUAUUUAAAAUUUAAUUGUCGAGAGUUUUGUUAAAAAAGCAGACUACAAGAAAAUUUGACGUCAUAAUUGGAUUUUAACCAAAGAAGAACUGAGAUCAAACGAACCACACGUUGAUUAAAUUUUUUUAUAUACAAUAGGUGCAGAAAAGGAUAAAUUGACGAAGAAUUAGAGAAAUACAGAUACAUGAUAUAGUAGAUCAAACUUUUAAAUUCUUCAUAUUUCAAUUUAUAUUGACUAAGAUGUAUGCAUGUUCAAUGUUUAUAGAAAUGCAAUUUACCUGUUUUUGAUAUUAAGCUUGCAGUGAAAAUUAUAUAACAUUUAUAUAAGUAAUGAGUAAUGUACAAGUCUAAUCAAUUUAAUUUAUCCAACAUAUUAAACAUGUAUAUAUUAGUUAUUUCAAUAAUUCUAUUUAAAAAGUUAUUUUAUCUAGUAGUUUAACUAUUAUUAUUUUUUUAUUAUUCUGUACCAACUAUAUAUACAUGUUUGCUCAGGAAUUCUGCCAAUUUAAGAAAGCAGGUCACUUUCCACUUUUGAAUUUCUUAGCAGCAACUUGGUUCCAGACCUUCCAUUCUUUGCAGCAACCUUUGUUUAUAACUGUUUAUAAGAUAAAUUCACCAUUCAAAAUAUUGAGGACUGUAAUUUUUUAAUUUUGGCUUCUCUCUGCCUUUUGUAUAAAUUUAAGAGUAUGGUUAAGAAGCCAUGGAGAUAAAGUACAUGCUCUUGCUUUAUUGUUCUAGUAGUAAAGUAAAAGUCAUGGAUGAAGACUAUUUCUCAUUAUGAAUACAUGAUGGGCCAAUGAUGAUAGGCAAAUGAUGCUUGUUAAAUUUGUAUGAAUAAAAUGAGAUGUUGGGUAUUCAUCAGUGAGACAGCAACCCAAGGACAAAGAUGACCAAAAGUCAUCUACAUGUAGAAGGGAAUAUACAGCUUUGAACAUUAAAGAGAUGUCUAUACCAUAUUUCAAGCUCUAAAUCGUCCAAAUCUAUAAAAGUUAAAGUUAAAAGAUAAAAACAAACACCAAAUAAAAAAAAACAUUAUAAUAUGACAUAAGACAAACGCAGAUGCCCAAUAAUGUUUAAUGUUUACCCUUGUGUUUAGGGUAAUUAUUUGGCAUUGACCUCAUUUUCUUUGAAACUUUAAAAAAGAGUAAACUCACAAUAUGAGUAAUUUAGAUUUGAUGUUUUUAUCUAGAGGUAAUGUGAUUUCAUUUUCAAGAUGAAUUAAAAAAAAAUGCUACCUUCAUUGUUCUGUAUUGGACACAAUGCAAACAUACUGCGAUUAGAAUAUCUGAUGUCAGUUGUCCACAGAUAUUUAAUUGAAAUUGUUUUUUUUUAUGUAUUUCAUUAAAAAUUGUUAUAAAUAUGAUCAUUAAAGCUGAUUAAUAUUGUGAUUUAAUAUUUCUUGAAACUUUUUGCCAUGCAAUAUUAUGUAUGAUAAAUGAUGAAAGUGUCACUGCUCAAAACAAUUGUAAUUUUACAAAAAAAAAUUGAAAGAUAAAAUGUUAGAAAUUAAUGCAUAUUUUCAUUAAGGCAAAUUUCAGAUUUAAUAAUCAUGUGACAUGUGACUGUUCAUUCAUCUAAGGUAAUUAGUUUUGUAUGAAGUUUGUAUGUAUGAGUCUAAUUAUACUAAUCUUCACUGAAACAUUGAACUUAUCAACAUCAAGAAAUUGUAAAAUUGUUUUUAGAGAAAAUCUUAUUCAACAACAGAAAACAAUAAUAAUAUUUGUCACAUUUAUAAUUUUUAUAACAUGAAGGUGUAUUAUCUUUCAUUUUUAAUUGUAAUUUAGAAAUUGACAAGGAAAUAUGUUGAAAGAAAUGAAAAUGAAACUGAUUUUUUUUACAGUGCAACAUCUAGAAAUAGGUACAAUUUGUUAUCUGACAUUCAUUUGUUCAAUAUACUAGGUCUGAUGAUAUAUGUGUGGUUUCAUUUAAAAAGGGUUGAUUUGAAGAUUUCAUUGUUAAUGGUGUUGUUGAGGUUGUAAUAAUGGUUCAAAUCAGAAAAAAGUAUAAUUAUUAUUUUUGAUUGUGUUUGCCAUAACAUUUAGUGAAUAUAUAACCAGUAUUAUGAUGUAUAUAAAUACGUUAAGUAUUAUUUCUUUUUACACAAUUUGUGUAUUCCUUACAUUUUGUUAUUUAAAUGUGAUACAGAGCUUUUCAUAUUACAGCGUAAUAAAGAAAAUAUACCAAG
Mytilus californianus (California mussel) is the source of this 3774-nucleotide messenger RNA. RefSeq lists its product as uncharacterized. Lineage: Eukaryota; Metazoa; Mollusca; Bivalvia; Mytilida; Mytilidae. Bases 69 to 1133 code for a protein of 354 amino acids. The transcript is spliced from 4 exons. The record is from RefSeq and is a predicted model, not a curated record.